Molecule: messenger RNA, 1002 nt
Organism: Dracunculus medinensis (Guinea worm)
Lineage: Eukaryota; Metazoa; Nematoda; Chromadorea; Rhabditida; Dracunculidae
Source: the annotation of a GenBank genome assembly
AUGCAAUUAAGUGACUUUCCUCAAAAUGUACGGGUUUUAUUGUGUUUUGAAGAAGUUUCAGAGCAUGCCAGCAAAUCGUUGCUUAAAGGGAUGAAUUUGAACAGUACUGUUACUGAUGAAAUUUCUCCACCUAUAACACAGAUGCGCAAAAAUUUCAUGCGGCAGAGCGAAUUCGAUGAACUUUACGAUUUUUGCCCGCCGCCAAAAAUUGAUAAAAAGGUAAAGAAUUAUGCAAAGCGUAUUCUAUAUCCGUUUUUCGGCAAGAGGCAAUUUUUAACAUUUUUGGUUUCAUUAGUACCUUGCAUAAAGUGGUUGAGCAAUUAUAAAUGGAAGUCUUAUAUAAUUGGAGAUUUCGUUGCAGGCAUUACCAUUGGUGUUAUGCACUUGUCUGCAAUAAAAAAUUACAAAAAAAACCUCAAAUGCAAUAGUUGUUUAGGAAUAGCGUACGCUAUUCUGUCCGGCGUUGAUCCAGUGUAUGGACUCUAUUCCUCAUUUUUUCCUGUUCUUUUCUAUAUGAUACUUGGAACAUCUAAACAUGCUUCAAUUGGUAAAUUCAUAUUUUUUACAAGAUCAUUUGCUAUAGUCAAUUUAAUGACAGGUACAUCACAAUCAAGAAUUCUCACAAAGAUUAAUCAAAAUCAUCUAGAAAAUGAAGUUUCUUAUAUUGGGAAUGCUGUCAAAAUGGGCGCAUCUACUGCCGUUCUGCAAAAUCUUACUGCUAAUAUUCCCCUUGGUUUGAAAGAUGUUACUAGUAUACAAAUCGUCUCGUCAUUAACUUUUUGUGUUGGAAUUGUGCAUAUUUUAAUGGCAGUUUUUCGGAUCGAAUUUUUAGCUUCAUAUUUGUCGGAUCAACUUAUUUCUGGAUUUAGCACUGGAGCUUCAAUUCAUGUAAUAAUCGUGCAGUUGGAUAAAAUUUUUCAGAUCAACGUUGCAAGAAAGAAUGACCGGGUUUCAAUCAAUUUAGUUGUAAAAACUAUGUCGAUGGCUUUCUUUGCUUUUUGA